CGGUCUAUAAUGAGACCAGAUAGCACCUCCUCAGAACACCACUAAUGGUCCGCUUGCCAACCUCGUUUCAAUCUCCCCCAGCUCCCCUCAACACUAUAUGCUUUUAUGAUGGCUUCAGCAAGCUCAACAUCCGCUCUCGGAAAGGCAGCAUUGAACGUAGUAGCCGCCUACGAAAGCUGGUCUAUUGACAACAUAAUGAACAUCCGAACACCCGGCUGCGUCACCGAAGUGCAGCCUGCAAGUCUUGCGCAGCCUGCAAUGGACAACGAGACCUACCGCGCUUUCUUUGGCGGCUCCGUAAUUCCUCGUCUCGCAAACUGGAAGUUGAAUAUAUCCGACAUUGUUGAAGACCCAAAGGCGAAGAAGGUCGUGUUGUUUGCGACGGCUAAAGCGGAUGCAGUGGUUACAGGGGGUGCUUACGAACAACAGUAUGUUUACACGUUUUGGUUUGAGGAGGACGGGAAGAUUAAGCGGAUGAUUGAGUGGUUGGACAGUGCAAAGCUUGUAGAGCAGAAGAGUGCUUUCUUCGAUUGAUGUUAAGAUCUGGAGUUGAGCUGGGGGUGGAGACGAAGCAAGCAAGUUUUACUCCUUACUUGAUCCUUUUGCAAUCAGAUCGUUCACAGAGUAUUUCAUUUGCAUUCCAUUUUUUGACUCCG
Messenger RNA from Hyaloscypha bicolor E, 656 nucleotides. RefSeq lists its product as uncharacterized. The record is from RefSeq and is a predicted model, not a curated record. The coding region runs from base 106 to 534 and encodes 142 amino acids. NCBI's taxonomy places the organism in Eukaryota, Fungi, Ascomycota, Leotiomycetes, Helotiales, Hyaloscyphaceae. The transcript has 2 exons.